Messenger RNA from Cylas formicarius (sweet potato weevil), 607 nucleotides. RefSeq lists its product as uncharacterized. The coding region runs from base 114 to 527 and encodes 137 amino acids. The transcript is spliced from 2 exons. The record is from RefSeq and is a predicted model, not a curated record. NCBI's taxonomy places the organism in Eukaryota, Metazoa, Arthropoda, Insecta, Coleoptera, Brentidae.
AAGUCAGUUUUUUUGUAAUUGCCUCCACAUGCCUGCCUGUUAGUGGCCAGACCUGCACGAAAGUUCGUCAAGAUAAGAAAAACUUUAUUUUGUUACAAACGAGAACAUCCACAAUGGCUAAGAUUUUUAUUAACAUAUUAGCACUUGCUGUUAUUUUCCAGAUUGCUUAUGGAGACGAUCACAUUGAGAAAUGUAAGCAAAAAAUAAUAGAGCAGGCAAACAAUGUGAAACUCGGCCGUUUCCCGGCAUGCUUCGAUAAAGAUAAACUGAAGGUGCUGAAAAAUGACACGAAAACUUUGUCCCAAUAUUACGAUCAAUUACCGCCCGAGUGUAAGCGACCCACACCUCAGACCGUGUCUGGUUGUUACAAGCACUAUCAGGACCUUCUGAGUUCCAAGUCGGACAACAUCAAAACAACCAUAGUCAGCGGUAUUCAUUCGCUUUUCGAUGCGGUUCGUGGAUGCGUGGACGACAUCGUAGGCAAGUUCCAAAAUUUGGACUCUUGGGUCCUCCAAGGUUGUCCGUGAUGCAGUGUCGUAUUUCCAGUGUCUUAUUUCAUUUUUAAUAGCGAAAAUUAUAAUUUGAAAUAAUAUAAAAUUUAUCUACA